This is a messenger RNA of Brugia malayi, 714 nucleotides long. RefSeq lists its product as uncharacterized. The coding region runs from base 1 to 714 and encodes 237 amino acids. The record is from RefSeq and is a predicted model, not a curated record. The transcript has 4 exons. NCBI's taxonomy places the organism in Eukaryota, Metazoa, Nematoda, Chromadorea, Rhabditida, Onchocercidae.
AUGUUAAAUUUCAAACAACAAAAGCGAUUUGAGGUCGUCCAACAGGUUCUCUCCGCCUAUCACGGACGGGACGGGUUUUUCGUCCAUUUUAAUGCAAAAAAAAGAGUAAGUGUCGCAGUAUUUCUUAGGUGUCUGGAAGAACAACUGAUGGCUAAUUGGCUUGUUUUUCUUCAGAUUCUUUCAGUGAUUUGUCUCAGUUAUCUCAUUUCAGGAUGUGUAGCUGCAUGUAAAUACCAACAAGGACAAUAUCAAUUACAAUUCGCAAGGGAUCAACAACAUGUCCAUCUUCAACUUACAUAUCUUCAGUAUCCAGCAGGAACUAAUACUUGGACUGGCGUUGCUUUUGGACAGUCUAUGAACGAUGGUCUUGAUUUCAUUAGCGUACGUGUACUGGACAACAAGGUAUUAGUAAGUGACGAAUUUGUCCAAGGCUUUAGACAACCGAAACUGGACGAUAGACAGAAUGUAAUUGUUCAAUACGCUUCACUACAUAAUGGCAAUUUGCGAGUACGACUUGCUAGACCAAUAAUCUCAAAUGAUACUGCUGACUUCUCGCUGGCUAACUGUUUACCUUGGCAGUUCCCAAUUGCGUUAUCGCCACUCGAUCCUACUGGGCAAAUUCGUAAGCACCAAAUCACUCCUCAUGAAAUGGUUGUGUGCAUAAAUCGUUGUCCGUGCGGGUCCACCUCUACCCCGAACGAAUGCCAGUUGUAA